GCAGAAAGUUUGCCCCCUGACACGGAAGAUCCUACCAUGCCAAAUAGCGAAGAAGAAGUUAAACAUACCUUGGAAUCUAUCAUUACUGAUCAGAACUAUCUUUUUGUUGUCGCUUUGGAUUUUGGAACAACAUAUUCGGGUUAUGCAUUCAGUUCUAGAGAUCAGUUUCGCCGAAAUCCUUUGGAUAUUCAUAGUAAUCAGGACUGGGUUGCGGGUGGAACAUCUUUAAUAUCCCUCAAAACUCCCACAUCUCUUCUUAUUGACAAAGAUGGCAAUUUCGUCGCAUUUGGUUAUAAAGCAGAAGAUAGAUUUUAUUCAGAGAUUGCAAAAGAUCAGCGUGGAAACUUUAUGAUGUUCAGGAGAUUCAAAAUGAAAUUACAUAACAAGAGGGGAAUUAGUGACAACUUAUAUGUUGAGGAUGUUACGGGGAAAGGAUACCCAGCAAAACAUGUAUUUACUCUCUCAAUAAAGGCAUUGGUACAUCAUUUUAAGGAAAACAUAAAAAAGAAGAUCCUUAAUAUUGAAUUGAGCGAAAAAGAUCUGAGAUGGGUCUUGACAGUUCCUGCCAUAUGGGGUGAUGCUGCUAAAGAAUAUAUGCGUCAGUGUGCAAUAAAAGCAGGGAUUCCGGACAAAAUGUUAAGAAUUGCUCUGGAACCAGAAGCAGCAUCUAUAUAUUGCCAAUUUCUUCCCAUCGAAAGGAACCCAGAAGGUUUUGGCAUGACAAAGGAAGGCACCAAAUAUAUGAUUGUUGACAUAGGCGGAGGUACUGCUGAUAUCACAGUGCAUGAAAAGGUCAGAGAUGGAAAAUUGCGAGAACUUCACCAAGCUACUGGGGGAGCUUGUGGCGGGACAGCAGUUGACGAAGAAUUUGAAAAAUGUCUCAGCAACAUACUAGGAGAAAACAUUAUGAAAACACUUCGCAAAUCGAGAACAGAAACUUAUAUUGAUAUAUUUAGGGAAUUUGAGGUUGCAAAGCGAGCGUUUACUCCAAAUAGUACAGGACCGAUUCGUAUGACAAUAUCUUAUGUUGCACUGAAUGAACUUUUGGAGGAAACUGAGGGCAAGUCUUUGGAAGAGAAGUUUGCAAAUUCAGAAGGAAUGAAGUUAAAGAAGGACAAGCUGCACAUAGAUGUGGAGACAAUGAAGAAAUUUUUCCAGCCAUCAAUUAAAGAGCUCAUUCAGCACAUGCAGAAAAUCAUGCAGAGUCCACAAACAAAUGGGAUAUCAAUAAUUUUGCUUGUCGGGGGGUCAGCUGACUCGCAGUACAUACAAUCCGAGAUAGCAAGUGUCUUUGAUUCGAUUAGAUUGAUAAUACCUUCUGAGGCGGGAUUGGCUGUGCUUAAAGGAGCUGUGAUUUUCGGUCACGACCCAACACUUAUAAAAUCAAGAAUUUUGCGCUUUACCUACGGUACUGGUGUAAGUCCAGAUUUCGACCCAAAUAUCCACAAAGAGGAGAAGAAAAUCACAAUUGACGGAGUUGAUAGAUGUCGGGAUUGUUUCAGUGUUAUACUUUCUGCGGGAACAGAAGUAGAUAUAGGGCAUAAAGAAGUUGCUAUGUAUUCAACAACUUCUAUGUUUCAAUCUGGGGCCGUGGUAAAAAUAUUCUGCUCCCCAAAAGAAGAAGUAAAAUACACAGAUGACGAGGGGUGCUUCUUACUCGGAGAAGUGUACAUUCCACUUCCCAUGAAUUUUUUAAUGGGUAUAUUGGGUAUGGGAAACAAAAAAGAGCUACCUUUCCUCGUUGUUUACAUUUUUGGUGACACAGAACUAAAAGUUAUGGCUAAAGAUAUGUUAAGCAGUAAUUUCAUAAGUUGCACCUUUAAACUGAAAGAGGAUAACGUUGAAGAGGAGGAGGAAAAUUAAAAUAGACUGACAAAAUAAAAAUAACCGAACAAAUAUAUCUAAGACUUGUUUCUUAUAUGCUUAUCUGUCAUUUUUAGCUUUAAAAUUAAUUUUGACUUCGAUUUCUGUGUUAACAACUGUGUGCUUAAACUGACAUUAAUAUGUAAAGAUCGUCAUCGAAAUGUAAAUAUGUUUUACUGAAUCAUGAUCCGGUAGUGGUUGAUCGAAAUAAGCACUUUAAAUCUUUUAUAAA
Messenger RNA from Saccostrea cuccullata (small rock oyster), 2095 nucleotides. RefSeq names its product heat shock 70 kDa protein 12A-like. Gene Ontology annotation, molecular function: ATP binding; ATP-dependent protein folding chaperone. The record is from RefSeq and is a predicted model, not a curated record. Bases 37 to 1863 code for a protein of 608 amino acids. The transcript is spliced from 4 exons. Lineage: Eukaryota; Metazoa; Mollusca; Bivalvia; Ostreida; Ostreidae.